GGUUUCCGUGCCUGCACUUGGAGCCCCGCCCCCAUCUGUCUGUGCCAUCUUGAACAAAAACGGCGGAUGAAAAAGGCCGAUAGAAAGAUGAGGCGAAUGUUUUAACAAGAGCUUUCAAACAAGCGCCUCGUGAGUUAGAUUCCGGACACGACGUUGUGGAACGGAAGUGGCACUUCGUGGAAAAACAGGAGCCAGCUAAGCUUAGCUUAUGAGCUAGCCUGGCUAAGCUAAUGAAUAGCGGAUGCUACUAGCAAGAGUUUCAAGUUUCCACUCGGCACCGCUGGAAUACGCUUGAGUUAUUAAUUAUUUGUGUACAAAUUGGGUUGUGCUUUGCGAGCUACGAGAAGCUGCGGAAAAGGACAUGAGCAAACGUCGUGUGGACGUCCCGCCGUUGCCGCUAUGAGGACGCAAGCUCGUUAGCACGACUGCUAAGCGCUCGAUUUUCGUUCCUGAGCGGAACCGCAAUAACCUGAGGCCCUGGCCAUGCCCUCGAGCGCAAGGGCGGGCAAUCUGAAGGACCCGGACGUGGCGGACCUCUUCUGCAGGGACGACCCCGAGAAGCUCUUCGCGGACCUCAGGGAGAUUGGUCAUGGAAGCUUUGGAGCUGUCUACUUUGCCCGAGAUGUGCGCAACAAUGAGGUGGUGGCCAUCAAGAAAAUGUCCUACAGCGGCAAGCAAACAAACGAGAAGUGGCAGGACAUCAUCAAAGAGGUGAAGUUCUUGCAGAAACUCCGCCAUCCCAACACCAUUGAGUAUCGUGGAUGUUACUUGAAGGAGCACACAGCAUGGCUGGUGAUGGAGUACUGUCUGGGUUCAGCCUCCGACCUCCUUGAAGUUCACAAGAAGCCUCUACAGGAGGUUGAGAUUGCUGCUAUUACCCAUGGUGCACUGCAGGGGCUGGCCUACCUUCACUCUCACAACAUGAUCCACAGGGAUGUGAAAGCGGGUAACAUCCUGCUGACGGAGCCCGGUCAAGUCAAGCUUGGCGACUUUGGCUCUGCUUCCAUUGUGGCCCCGGCCAACUCCUUUGUGGGGACGCCCUACUGGAUGGCUCCUGAGGUCAUCCUGGCUAUGGACGAGGGACAGUACGAUGGAAAAGUGGAUGUCUGGUCGCUGGGCAUCACCUGCAUCGAGCUGGCGGAGAGGAAGCCCCCACUGUUCAACAUGAACGCCAUGAGUGCCUUAUACCACAUCGCUCAGAAUGAAAGCCCUGUCCUGCAGUCCAAUCACUGGUCCGAUUCCUUCCGCAACUUUGUGGACUCCUGUCUGCAGAAGAUUCCCCAGGACCGACCUACAUCUGAUGUGCUGCUUAAUCACCGGUUCCUGUGCCGCGAACGUCCGUUGACGGUGGUCAUGGAUCUGAUAGCCCGCACCAAGGAUGCCGUGCGCGAAUUGGACAACCUGCAGUACCGUAAGAUGAAGAAGAUCCUCUUCCAGGAGACUCAGCCGAACGGCCCCGUGUCAGAGGGAGGAGAGGAUGAGGAGGAGGCGGAGCAGUACCUCUUGCGCACAGGCACGGUGAACAGCACAGAGAGCUCGCAGUCAGUGCCCAGCAUGUCCAUCUCGGCCAGCUCCCAGAGCAGCUCCGUCAACAGCCUGGCCGACGACGCCUCUGACGACAGCAGCGGCGAGAUGGCCAUGAUGCAGGAGGGAGAGCACACCGUCACCUCCAACAGCUCCAUUGUACACCGACGUGCUGCUCAGGACAACAUCUAUGACGAUCCUUACCAACCGGAGCUUGAUCAACCCCAGGCUCCCUCAGCGGGCCGCCGCAGAGCCUAUUACCGCAACCGAGACCACUUCGCCACCAUCAGAACCGCGUCUUUGGUGACCCGUCAAAUCCAGGAGCAUGAGCAGGGCUCGGCGCUGCGCGAGCAGAUGUCGGGGUACAAGCGGAUGCGGCGACAGCACCAGAAGCAGCUGAUGGGCCUGGAGAACAAGCUUAAGGCCGAGAUGGACGAGCAUCAGCUCAAGCUAGACAAGGAACUGGAGAACCAGAGGCACGGUUUCUCCUCGGAAGCAGACAAGCUGCUCAAGAAGCAUCAGGCCAUCCUGGAGAAAGAGACCAAAGCUGCUCUGGCGGAAGAGAAGAAGUUCCAGCAGCACAUUCUGGGCCAGCAGAAGAAAGAACUAACCAGUUUACUGGAGUCCCAGAAGCGUCAGUACCGCCAACGCAAGGACCAGCUGAAAGAGGAGCUUAACGAGAACCAAUCCACUCCCAAGCGAGAGAAGCAGGAGUGGCUGAUCCGGCAGAAGGAGUGUCUGCAGCAGAUGCAGGCGGAGGAGGAGGCCGGUUUGCUGAGGAGGCAGCGGCAGUACUAUGAGCUGCAGUGUCGUCAGUACAAGAGGAAAAUGCUGUUGGCGAGACACAACCUGGAACAGGAUCUCCUCCGAGAGGACCUGAAUAAGAAACAGACACAGAAGGAUCUGGAGUGCGCCAUGCUGCUGCGCCACCACGAGUCCACUCAGGAGCUGGAGUUCAGGCAGUUGGGCUCGGUGCAACGGACCCGCGCUGAGCUAAUCCGAACUCAGCAUCAGACUGAGCUGACCAACCAGAUGGAGUACAACAAGCGACGAGAGCAAGAGCUGCGCCAGAAACACACCGCUGAGGUGCGGCAGCAGCCUAAAAGCCUCAAGACCAAAGAGCUACAGAUCAAGCGUCAGUUCCAGGAGACCUGCAAGAUCCAGACGCGUCAGUACAAAGCCUUACGCAACCACCUCCUGGAGAGCACACCCAAGUCAGACCAUAAGGCCGUGCUCAAACGCGUCAAGGAGGAACAGACACGCAAACUGGCCAUCUUGGCAGAGCAGUACGACCGCUCCGUCAAUGACAUGUUGUCCACGCAGGCUGUGAGUAAGCUGCGAUUGGAUGAGACCCAAGAGGCAGAAUACCAGGUGCUACGUAUGCAGCUGCAACAGGAACUGGAGCUGCUCAACGCCUAUCAGAGCAAAAUCAAGAUGCACACUGACACACAGCACGAGCGCGAGAUCAAAGAGCUGGAGCAGAGAGUGUCCAUACGCCGCGCCCUCCUCGAGCAACGGAUCGAAGAGGAAAUGCUCUCCCUGCAGAACGAGCGCUCGGAGCGUAUCCGGACGUUGUUGGAGAGGCAGGCUCACGAGAUCGAGGCCUUCGACUCGGAAAGCAUGCGUCUGGGCUUCAGCAACAUGGCGCUAAGCGGCAUUCCUGCCGAAGCAUACAACCAGGGGUACCCCGCCCCCAACCCCUCCUCGGGCUCGGGAGCGUGGCCCUCGCGCCCUGUCCCGCGCUCGGGCAGCCACUGGAGCCACAGCGUGCAGAACUCUGUGUCCACACCGUCAUGGCGCGGCCAGAACCAUGGCGGCGGAGGCUUCGUCAGAACCGACUCAGUGGUGUCGGCGCAUGGCUUCGGCAGGGACGGUGACACAGUGAAGGGCGGUAGGGCGUCCUCUUCAUCCUCCGCGUCAUCCUCGUCCUCGCACCACCAUCAACGCAGCCAUCACCAACAACAACCGCCACAGACGCAGUCUCACUACCUCCCCCAGCACUACCAGCACCACCAGAGUACGCCUCACCUCUACCGUGACGAGAGGGAACGCGCCAGGGAGUGGGCAGGUGGCGGCAGCCACUAUUCCCAUCACUCCCAGGGCGGCGGCCAAUACCACCACCUAUCUUCCCACGCCUCCGCCCAGUCUCUGGCCCUGCUGCCGCCCCCUCCCGUGCCUCCACCUGCCUCCCGCUCCUCUUCGCCCCCGUCCUCAGCUUCGUCCUCCUCCUCGUCCCAAGGGGGCUACGGCGGCGGCCUCGGAGUGCGGGGCCCCGGCCUGAUGGCACUCAGGAACAGCCCCCAGCCUCUGCGCAGGACGGCCUCGGGUGGUCCAGGGGGCGGUGGAGGCAGCGAUGGCGGCCUCAGUCGCAGCACGUCUGUCACCUCUCACAUUUCCAAUGGCUCGCAUCUGUCCUACUCAUGAAAAUUCCACAAAGGCUAUGUUGAGACUGCAAGACUUAAUGGACAAAUCUAGAUCUUUUUAAUCAUAUCCCAUCUUUUUAUGUGGCUAUUCAGACCGCCGUCAUCCAUAGCGGACCUAAAAAUCACGUGUGUGUAGAAGUUUGCCAUGCACUGAAGCAUAAAAUUAACCAUGCCGUCGGAUUGGAAAAUAUCCAUGCGACUUAGCCCUUUCAGACCCUUUCGUGAAAGUAUCCCACUUGAGUCCGAUUUGGGUCUCUACAAGCUGCAGUCUCAACGUAGCCAAAGAUGGUCGAAUUGAAACGUCCAGUGGCGGCUCGUUUGCUCUUUUUGUUGCACAAGACCAGGUGUGAGAUUUUUUCUUUCGGAUGUUGCGUAUCGCUUCCUCUCAGCUCGCGGUGCUUUUUAAACCACUCCCACCCUGUAAAUAGGCUCCUUCCCCUGUUAUUUUUUGUGUGUGUUUGAUACUGUUGAGUAGAAAUUGCAUAGAUAAUGAAACAUAAACCGCUCCACGUGCCAGUCUUCCGUUUGCUGCCACAAUGUCGGCAAGCUAUGCCAUCCCUGUUUUGGGGAACUGGGUUCGCUUGGGGAGGGCUUGGUGCCCCAUUUGCUCCAAUUUGUAAUUAGCUUAAUUUAGCUUUCCGUCUCUGCUCCGUCCAAUAUGAACUCAGAUGUGGAUUUUUGUUUUCCCGUUUUUUCAUUUUAACAAGUUAUUUUGAUCUGAGACUUUUAACAAAGGGGAGUCAAAAGAUGCUUGUUUGUCACGUUUUACGUUGCGUCACGCUACGAAUUGUUUUGUGUUACCACACAUUACAUCACUGCAGGGCCAGAGGUCAUGAGAUGUUAUCCUAUGAACUGUUUUCUUCCGCCGCGUUACAAUACAUCUAGCUUUGGCACUUUACAACAAUUCACGCAGUUGCAGGUUUUAUCGCGACACGCAGCAGUGUAUCAGUGGAUGACAGCUACACGUGUUACAUUGUGAACUGUAACUGUUAAUUGUUAGUGUAACCGGUUUUGCAUAGAGUCGCGCGACGCGGUCCGUCCCUCUCGUCCAGGUCAGGACUCGCACCCACGCCGCACGACACAUCCAGCACGGCUGGCGAGUGCGCUGACCACUAAGCCAAAAGCCCGGGCUAGUGGCUUUAGCUGCACAGCUCACAACGGACACGCGUGCACCUGUUACAUUAGCACGUUACAUUACAAUGCCUGGCACACGUAGGCUUGCCACCCGUCUUUGAAAUAAGGAAUUGUUCCUAAUUGGGAAUUAAAAGUUGCGUUCCGUAUUGAACCAAUACGGAAUAUAAAUAAAUUGAUAUUUUUCUAUGCAUUUUAGGAGUUUUUGGGAUGUCACUUUUUUUCCCAACACGUUACAACGUAAGUGUUGGGAAAUGCUCAAACACAUUCCAUAAGACGUUACGAUCAUUAGCCGAGUUAAUAAAAACUUGUAGUGAGUUAUCGAACAUUACGUCAUGGAGUGUUAUGACGCAGUACUUUACGACAUGCUACGUCGCCAAAUAUUACUCUUAUGUCGAGUGACUCGUUACCUCAAAGCUACGAGUUCCGUAACAGCGUGCAACAUUAUGAAACGUUUAGUUCCAACCUGUUACCUAUUACUAUUUUGGCGUUUACAAUGCUGGCCGUUACAGCACGGCAAUCCCCGAUGAAAGCUCGCUGCUCAGGGGUUGUGGUUACUUUUGAAACGAGAGUUACUGUUAAACUUUUUUUUUUUUUUUUAAACUAAAGAAUCUCAAUGUGAACGUCAGGCCCUUGCUGACACGCCAUGUACAUAGCUGCGCAAACUCAAAAGCGUCUUAGUAACCAUAAGGAUCAUUUUAUCAUGUGACCUACUUGACCCAUAGAUGCUACUGCUGUCAUAUUUAUGUCGAAUGCCAUUUUUUAAUGCAAAUUUUUAUUUGUUUUUAAAAUGUGACUGCCAACGUUAACCACUCUGUGGCUAAGAAUCAGCGCAGUGCAACGUUACUGUGAUACGUACGAGUUCAUAUUAAGUCAAUUUCCCAGCAUUCCAUGUUUUCGUGUCAGUAUUAGCAUGUGGAGCGUUCCCACAAUCCUUUGGUGCCAUGUUCAACUUGAUUUGUUUUUCGGUCUGUGUGUGUGCGUGUGUCUGCAUGGGUAGAAGUGUUGAAGGAUGGGGCCGCUUCCUUCCGCCGUGGCAAAGACCAGCAUCGCCGUCUUUGGUUGUCACGUCUACCUCAUUUGCACUGAUGGUCAAAGAAUGUUUGGCUCUUGACAAGCGAGCGACAUUUCACUUUUUGACUUGUUUUGUUGAUGAAACCUUUUGAUUUGACGAGAAGGUAUAAAGUGGCACAAAGAGUUUAGGAAACAGGAAGCACACUUUUGUCUUCUUGGAUCUCCAGUUGAAGGAGGAAAGUUUUGGCGAGAAAGACGUGAAGAUUAUUUUUCUAGAAGUCAGGAAGAGCGAGUUCACACCAUUACAAACAUAUUUCUGGAAGCUUAUUUUCUUCCCAAACAUCAGGCUUUCUUCACACACAAACACAAGUGAAAAAAUAUGAAACAUUGGAGGAGGGGGGGCAGUUGUACAGGAACUUAACAAAUACUUUUGGAAAAAUAAACAUCAGUACGUUGCAUUGUUUUUUUGUCUUUCUUGUCUAGCCUUUUAUAACGGAAACAAAUCUUUAAUUUUCAAGCCAUUGAUUCAUAUAGGACAGUGGUUCUUAACCUGGGUUCGAUCUAACCCCAGGGGUUCGGUGAAGGUUAAGACCCGCAGGGCCAUAUUUUUGGACGCUUACUAAAUCUAGCCAAAGUGGCAUUUUAGACCAGGUUCUGGACUGGUUAGUGCCCAAUAUACAGACUUUAUUCCAAUUCUUCAACUGCUAGUCCUAGAGAAACUGGUUUGCACAGUGGAAGGUUGACUCGGUAUGCGGAAGUGAAACCAGACCUAUGGGUAUGCACAGAGUUUACAUUAAAACAUUUGCGUCACAUUUUAUGCCAUGAAAAUAGUAUGUGAGGCAAGGAUGUGAAUGAGAAUGUCGACAUGAAAACAAAAAUAGAAAAUUUGAAAUGAAUCAACUUUAGUAUCGUUUUCCAAUGUGGAAAAUUAAAAGACAAAAUUAUUUGUUGUAAAUAUAUACUGUGUAUUGGAUUUGUGAGUAUUCAUGUUUUGUUUUUGUAACAUAAUGACUGUCUACAAAUUUGGCGAUCAUUUUGUGCAGGGUUAUUCAUUAAAUUUGAUGUCCUGUGAGAUGUAACUACACAGUCAAGGCACAGUCAAGGUUAAAGCAACCAAGCAGGUUUAAUGCUGUACAAUAUAAGCUAUAUUGAUUAUAUUCCUCCAAAUUUUAAUGAAAAUUCUCAGAUAUGCGCAUUGGGUCAGUCUUGGUUUAGUGGUCUGAUGAUGCUGCAGGCAUAAAGAUAAAAAUAUACAUUUUGGCCUAUUUAAGAACAUGCUGUCUAAAUGAGAAGAAAUUUAAAUGGAAAUUUACUUGGACUUUAGCUUGCUAGCUUAGAUAUUUCGAUUUAGAAUUCGAAAAAAAAGAAAGAAAAGAUUUUUCUAAUUCCAAAGGGUUCAGUUAAUGCACGUGUGAAACUCAUGGGGUUCUUAACCUAAGAACCACUGAUGUAGGAUAACUGGUGGUAGAUCUUUCUUGUCCGGUUGAAA
Messenger RNA from Corythoichthys intestinalis (scribbled pipefish), 7581 nucleotides. RefSeq names its product TAO kinase 2a (gene taok2a). Gene Ontology annotation, cellular component: cytoplasm. The record is from RefSeq and is a predicted model, not a curated record. Bases 484 to 3948 code for a protein of 1154 amino acids. Lineage: Eukaryota; Metazoa; Chordata; Actinopteri; Syngnathiformes; Syngnathidae. The transcript has 20 exons. Gene Ontology annotation, molecular function: ATP binding; protein serine/threonine kinase activity. Gene Ontology annotation, biological process: protein phosphorylation.